AAGAGGAAACUGCACUGACUCAAUCUCCGCUGCCAGUCGUCAGCGUCAGUCAGUGUGAGGACAAAGUCAGAAGACAUCUAGAAUCAACAGCAGCAGCGUGCCGCAGUUCCCGCUGACCUCCACAGCGCAUCGCUCACAUGGCAGACACUCCGCUCAACAACUCCUGGCCAUCCUUCUCCAAGCUAUGGAUGAAGCGCUUGUCCUUCAAGAGAGCCUCUGAGUGCAAGCCAUAUAGCGAGCCAAUCGGACAAACAAGUGGACAUGCUGCUAAACAAGCGAGUGGACAUUCAAGCGGACAACAGCAUGUUCAGCUACCGAGGGGAACAUCUUCACCCUCUCCAUCGCCGCCCUCCAUCACAGAAGAUGUCUUUUUUGGGGGCACCAAUGAGGAUCAGGAUGCAUCCUCUGUAGUGAGCGACUCUGAGGUGAAAGGUGUGGAGGUAAGCAGCAGCGCGGACGACCUGCAAGGCCUCGGCUCUUCCUUUUGGGACUCGGACUACUUCAGAGACCUGGAGGUGAAUCUUGACGGGCCUUUGAAAGCCAUCAGUCCAGACCUGAACUCCCUGACCACAGCGCCCAAUCUGACUGACUCAUCCGAGGAAACGCCCGGCAACCUCGUGGUCACCAAGUUGAGCCCCAAAGUCAUCCCAAGCUGUGUGAUUGAUAGCCACGACUCCUCGGGAGUCGCUCUUAGCCUGACCAUUGAUUUGGACGGACUGUUGGGAUCGAUGGAAACAACGCCCACUGAAACAGGAUCGCGUAACCAGGGAAACACAGUGCAUUUAAAUGGAGAUGUUGAGGUUGACAGUUUUCCUAAUUUAGUGAGAUCCAUGUCGACCUCACGAAGACACAGCUGGGGUGUCUCCGUUGCACCCAUCAACCUGGGAAGGAGAUUGAGUCUCGACACGAUGGCCACGAACAGCGAUGGAGAUGAGGAUGAAGCAGAGCACAAUGAGGUCUUCCAGUCCAACGAGCAGAAGACUGAAAACUGUCCACUGGAUGAGACAGACGGUCUCAAGGAGAGGCUCUCCUGUCUCGUUACCAAGACUGAUGGUGUUCCCGGAAAGCAACUGUAUUCCCGUGCGGACAUCCUCGCCACGGACGAAUGUUCUCGUGCGGCGCACAUCUCUCGAAUUGUACAGACCUCCAAAGAGGCUGCGAGGGCAGCAGGAGCCGAGGAGUUUGACCCUGAGGAACACCUCCACUCCAAUGAAGGGCAGAGCCAUAUAGCCAAGCGGAGGAACAACAAAGCCAAUGCCAAGGAUUCUGAAAAUGUAACGUGGUACGAGUUCCUCUCUAAUGAGAAUGAGGAAGAGGAUGACCGAAGUGAAAAGAGAGAAAAAGGAACUAAAGUAAAGAGGACGCUCAGCUCGUUGAGGAACAGGAUGACCGGCUCCUUAAAUAAAGAUAAGGGUAAGAACCGAGAGAAAGAGCAGCAAAGGGGUAAGGAGAAGGGGAAGGAGGCCAAGGAAAGCGAGUUCAGUCACAGCAACGGGCAUCUUUUAGCACCGGGCACUUUUUCCAGCUGUGCCAGCUGCUCUCUGUGCGGCAAGACUCUGCAGAAGAAUCACAGCUUGCAGUGCAUGAAUUGUGCUGUGAAUGUUCACAGGAGCUGCAAGUCUCUGCUCAGUGAGUGCACCAGCAUCAAGAACAAGAGAGAUUCUUUGUCAAGAACAGGCCCGUCUGGAUCGCCUUAUCUUGCAGCAAAAGAGCGCCAGAGAGAGCAGGAGCAGUCAUCACAGAUCCUCAAUGGCCAUGCGACUUUUCUCAGCGCCCCUGGCAUGACCAUCAUCCCUCGGGGAUCAAGUAACCAACUGAUUGUAACACAUAACAUCGCCUCUUCUGGAAUUCCUGCUUUCAACCCCGGCCUCAGCAUACGCCAUCACAGCAGCUCGGGAUCUCUCCUCGGGGAGAUGGAUGAAACGGACGCUCUUCGCCUGAAGCGCUGCAACGAUGACGCAAUCUCACUCGUUGCAUCUACUACGGAGUCUAUCAUAGUUGAAGAUGCUCAGUAUGCUGCAGUGCGAGCUGAUCUGGAGUGUGAUGCUCAAGAUCUGGAAGCAGAGUCUUGGAGUUUGGCGGUUGACCAACAGUUUGUUAAGAGACACUCGAAAGAGGCCGUGAAGAGGCAAGAUGUCAUAUAUGAACUGAUGCAGACGGAAAUGCACCACGUACGGACACUGAAGAUAAUGCUCCGUGUUUACAUCCGAGAGUUGAAGGAUAACCUUCAGAUGGAUUCCAGCAGACUUGAAUGCCUCUUCCCACGCGUGGAAAGCCUCCUCGACCUCCACACGCAUUUCUUAUCCUGUCUCAGAGAACGCAGGCGAGAAAGCAUUGUUUCGCCCACCGAGUGCAACUACACGGUGGACAGAAUAGCAGACAUACUCAUUGCCCAGUUUUCAGGGGAUGUAGGUGAGAAGAUGAAGGACAGCUACGGUGAUUUCUGCAGUCACCACACUGAAGCUGUCAACUACUACAAAGAACAAAUGCAAACAAACAAAAGAUUCCACAGCAUCGUACGGAAAAUCAACAACUUGUCCAUCGUGCGGAGGCUUGGAGUGCCUGAAUGUAUCCUGUUGGUGACACAGCGCAUUACCAAGUACCCGGCACUAGUUGAGCGUAUUCUGCACAGCACUCAAGAGGGAACUGAAGAACACACAGAGCUGAACCGCGCACUAAGCUUAAUUAAAGACACUAUUGUCCAAGUGGACGCUUUGGUUAAUCUGCACGAGAAGACAUGUCGCCUUCGUGACAUCUACAGCAAAAUGGAGCCAAAGGCAUUGGGCAAAAUCAAAGAUGGCCGAGUGUUUCGCCGUGAAGACUUGGCGCAGGGUCGAAGACGCCUUCUGCACGAGGGUACUGUCAACUGGAAAGCUGCCUCUGGCAGACUCAAAGAUAUUCUUGCAGUUCUCCUUUCUGAUGUGCUACUGCUGCUACAAGAGAAGGAUCAGCGAUAUGUAUUCGCAGCAGUGGACAACAAGCCAUCAGUCAUCUCCCUUCAGAAGUUAAUAGUUAGGGAGGUGGCCCAUGCUGAGAGAGCCAUGUUCCUGAUCUGCGCUUCCUCCAAUGAGCCGGAAAUGUAUGAGAUCCACACCAACUCGAAGGAAGAAAGGAACACUUGGAUGACACAAAUACGGCAAGCUGUCGAAAGCUGUCCUCAUACAGAGGAGAGGCUCUUCAGUGAAGAGGAGGAAGCUCGAGCUUCAAGGUUGAAAGAAUUUCAAGAACGUCUGAGCCAGAAGGAUGCCGUGAUUGUCCAGGCACUCUCUGAGAAGCUCCAACUUUUUGCAGACAUGGCAGAGUCUGUUGCAGGUCUGGAGGACACAGCUUCCCGCCCCAAGCUUCUUUUACGAGGCGAUGCCUCGGAUCUGCAGCAGGGGGAGACCUUGCUCAAAGGAGCCAUCACUGAGGUGGAAAACCUCCAGAAUUUGCUCCAGUCUGGAGUGAGGGGUGACAAUCUGUCAUCACAGCAAGAUGAAGGGAGCAGCUCUGGACUCCUGCCCAGGAGAGCAGGCACCUUUGGGGGCUACGACAGCAACCCCACCACCCUCACUAAGAAUGGCAAUUUGAAGAAGAACUUUACUGGCGAGUCCAGAAACAGAGACCGAAGCCAGCGGGCCAGCUCUGACCCUCAGCUCAAAGAUCUUUGUGGCAGCCAAACUCUGGAGCAGACGGUUGAUGAGACCUGCUCCACACCGGCAAGAUGGAACCUGAUCUGGUCCAAUUCUUUCCCUGAGGCAGAGUUCUUUGACAAAGUAUUAAUGCUUUCCCAAAGGCUCUACAGUCUGCAGGCCAUCAUAGCUCAGCAGGACAGCCACAUUGAGCUGCAACGUGUCUCGCUAACGGAGCGCGCCUCACUGCCUGGGCGCCACCGCGGGAACGUGCUCCUGGAGCAGGAGAAGCAGCGCACGCUGGCCCUGCAGCGAGAGGAGCUCGCCAGCUUCCACAAACUGCAGUCUCAACAUCGCCAGGAACAGCAGCGCUGGGAGAAGGAGCGAGGGAAGCACCGCCAGCUUGUGGAGGCCACAGAGGCCAGGCUGCGGCAAAGGGAGGAGGAAUGCAGGCGGCUGGAGGAGCGGCUGGCAGAAGAGAGGGUGGAGUUGGAGAGGCAAAGGGAGACGUACCAACAAGACCUGGAGAGGCUCAGAGAGUCCACUCGGGCAGUAGAGAAAGAGAAGGAACGCCUGGAACACCAGAAGAAGAUCAAGAGGAAAACCAUUGAGGUGGCGCCCAUGUCCGGCAGUCUAAAUGGGGAGCUCCUCUUAUCUUCUGGCCUCAGCAGCUCUCCCGGCCUCUCAGACAAACCCCUGCCUCCAAAGUCCCUGGUGCGUGGCAGCAUGUCGGUGGCGCCGGCCGACUACCCGGAACGGCCCGAGGUGACGUUACGACGAGACGCCAGCUCCUCCACCCUGCCGCUGAAGACGGAGGUGCCGCUGCAUCUCUUCAGCACCACCAACCAGCAGCACAAACUAGUGGGGGUGCAGCAGCAGAUCCCCACCAAGCUGGCCGCCCUCAGCAGCGGCAAAGGCAAAGGAGUGAAAGGCGGAAAAGCCUCGCAGCGCACUGACAGCACUGCCUCAGUGGACAUGAAGCAGAUUCUCCCCCUCAAGCUGUCGGCGCGUGACGACAGCACCUUCAAAGCUAAGUGCUCGGUCAGCCCCCACCAGCAAGCACCGCUGUCUGUGUCUCCUCUGCCUCCCUCCUUCCAUCAUCUUGGAGAUCAUCAGCAAAACCUUUUGGAUGCUUUCGGACCGGAUUCUCAAUCCACCGGGAUUAGCGGCUGCCACCCAGCAACCAUCCAGAAGCCCCCCGUGCCGCCUGCCCAAACCCUCUCUGCAGUCUUCCGUGCAGACUCCCGCCAUCGCGCCCCACUCGCAUUCCACCGCGUCGCUCCACUUCCUUGCCCAGGUGCAGCCGCAAGGUCUCGGCCCGAACCCCCACGUGCUCGUGCAGGGCCUCGGCCACAGCGUGCCGCUCCCUUCGCCGCCGCCGCCCUACAACAUCAACACAGAAGACCUCAACAAGGAAGACGGUCAUCUUCUUCUAAACUCAGCUGAAACUCCAUUUUAAAACCGGUUGUCUACUUUUUACACCGAUCCAAAGACGGCAGCCAGCGAUUUGAAGACGCGACAGCUCGGUGCCGAAGCGUCGAAGAAGGGAGGCGCCAAGCAGGAAGUCCGAAGUGAUGGAACGCUGUCUGCCUGAUGGUUCAUUUGCACAGUGUAAAUAUUCCAUUCCUGACUCUUGAAUGAGCCUUUCUGGCUCUUUUUGUAAUGGUUUGUACAGAUGUCAGAUUCUUAGUCUGGAUAAUUUACUUACAUCUGUCUUUAAUUAUGCUUUCAUGGAAUCUUUUAUUUGCAGUCAGGUGCUGUUCCAGCUUGGACAGGCCCAGAAAUUAGCUGUUCACCACACCUUGACUCACUUGGAAUUCAUUUUCUUAAAAUAUGCAUUCUUUCCCCUAUUCAUCCUUUUUUUUUUUUUAUGCUGUAUAGAGCCCAACCCAUCUGACUCGUGCGGCACACCCUGACCUAAUCACCUGUCAAUCAAUUUCAUAAGUAAAAGCCCCUUUUAAAACUAUUCUGAAGACAUCUGAACCGACAUCAAAUCAUAAUAUAUAAUAUAAUAUAUACCUUAUUACCAUGACAGUGAUUGAUAUUUUGGGCCUGCCGCUUUAAGGACAAUUACUUUUCUGUACUGUACUGUCAUGCUGAGACUCGCAGGACAAAGCCUGAAGGUCAUUACUGCGGACAAGCUUGAAGCUGAACACAUUCCUCAUUUCCUCCCACUUUGCGCUUCCUCUUCUUUGACGCAGGGAAGGAAUCACACGUUCAUGUCUUGGCCCGCUGAUCAUUAUUCUGUCAGAAUGGGGUCAUCUAUAUCAUCUAUUGGAUAUAUGUUGGAACAUGACACAUUUAUUUCAAGCCCAAGGUACCAAACGUGACUCAUUGCUGAUGACGUGGCAGAAAGCUGAUGUCAGUCUCGAAUGUGACUGAGGAACCGUGGAGAUGUUCAUCCCACGGCAAUCGCAAAUGUCUCUGAAUCCCUUCACAGGUACUAUUUGUGUAUAUUUUGUCGAUCUGUGUACAUGCUCUUUGGUUCUCAUUUUUAUAUUAAGUACAGACUUUAUUUGAUAUUGCGUUAAGACGGUCGGACGAACCACAUUUGUUCACGUUUUAAUAAUGUAAUAAGUGAUUUAAUUUGUUUUGUGAUCAUGUAGCAUUGAAGUUUAGGUGCACCUGUCCGAUGUCCGCCAUUUUUGGUGACGUGUCGCUAAGAGGAUCUAGCAAAAAUCCACUUGUUUCACGCAACCAAAGAGACGUUCACACUGACUCUCGCUCAAGUAGUUUGCUCUCUUACUGUUCUCUAAAAACACCAUUUUACAUUUGCCAAAAAACAGAAAUCAUCUGAAGCCGAUCAGUGUGCGAGCGCUCUCUAAAACUGCUGAUCAAGCAGUAUUUUUUUUUCGACAUCCAUCAAGUGUUCUCAUCAGCAUUGUUGAUGGUUCGGCUAACAAAUGCCUACUGGCAAGGACGACUGGCUUGGCAGUGACUGUUCAAUCUUGGCACCUAAAACAUCCAGUGAAGCCCAAAAUGUUUUAAAACCUGGCCCUAUUUUUCGUGAAAGUGACAGUUACAAAAGAGUGGAAGAAAGCAAUGAGUUAGAAAAUAACAAAUAAAUUACGGAUUUGGGCUCAACGGCAUGGAAAUGCUACCCAAAAAAAAGUACGUGUGACUACCUAGUUCUCCUAGCUGCUUGUCCCCCAUUGGUCGGGCAGAUUAGUCAUCAUGGCGCUGUUAUAACAUUUGAGGCUACAUGUCUAUAAAUACAAGUAAACACAUUAUAGACUUACCGUGUCUUAGUCUGGAUUUGCAAUAUUAUAUCCACAGUUGUUGCCGUGUGCCAAUUGUCUUCUCUUGAAUAAAAUUAGUGGCCAACAAGCAUAUGUUGAAGUCAAUACAGGAAACUGGUUUGUUGCCGUGAAGUAGACAAACAAACCAAAAUGAAGUUUGAACAAAGCUUAUAUUGUGCUGCUUAAUAUAUUUGACGGUACACUUUUGUACAAAUUCCUUUUAAAUGAUCUCGAAAACAGACUGUAAUGAAUAUGACUUUUAUUCCAUGACACAAUGAAACCAUACAGAUAUUUGAAGGCCAACAUGGUUUUUUUUUUGGUACGAGAAGGCCACAGGUACUCACAUGACGUAAGAUGACUUUUUCCAUGAGGGCAGGAAAAAAAGCACUGAAGUUGUCUUAAACGCUGACCUGUUAACUUAAAGCUAAUCAGUCGCAUCACUGUACAGUUGCUCACCAACAAAAACACACUUUUUUCUUCCCAAUUCUCAUUUUGGGACCUUUCCUAUGUGUGAAUAAUUGUAUUUCCUCUGCCAAUUUUUACACUAGUCACUUUGAAUAGUAGCAUACUUGAAGGGGAAAACGAAUGAUUCUUAUCAGGCUUAUUUUUAUUAUGAUUGUGAGUUUCUAUUUACCAACAGCUGUCUAAUGGCGCUAGUAGUGCACAACAAAAGAGUUUUUGUAUUUUUGUUUUUGUUUUAUUCACUGCAAGGGUUUAGAGAAUCAUGGACACUGACUGCUGCCUUAGACAUGUUUUAGUAUUAAAACCAAAAAAAAAGUGCUGGAA
Molecule: messenger RNA, 7636 nt
Organism: Syngnathus acus (greater pipefish)
Lineage: Eukaryota; Metazoa; Chordata; Actinopteri; Syngnathiformes; Syngnathidae
Gene: arhgef18b
Product: rho/rac guanine nucleotide exchange factor (GEF) 18b
Biological process (GO): small GTPase-mediated signal transduction
Molecular function (GO): guanyl-nucleotide exchange factor activity
Source: RefSeq, a predicted model, not a curated record